CCAUGAGACUGCUGGGAAAGCGCGACAUUUAAAUCUGCUUCCGGUUUCUGUCUGCUGCUGUCGAAACGCCAGACAUGGAGCGACAUCAUAACAGUGUGACGAGGACUCCCCUCAACAGUGUAGCAGUUCAGAGGAGGAGUAAAAGCAAGAGCUACCGGUUGUCGUACCGCAGCGGCAUAGGGGCCGCUUCCCGCCUCGCCUUCACUCCAGGAUUGACAGGACGGAGGCUCAACACCAGCAGAAAGGCUCCAAAGUCUGACAAAAUCACUGAAAAGGUUACGAAGGAGCAGCUGGCCUUACUGGUCAAGACUGAGUGGAAGCUGUCGUAUGUUACUCCUCUCUAUCAGUUCAGGCACACCCAGCUGAAGAGCUACUCCAGGCAGCUGUCUGCGUUUAUUGCUGCAGAGAAGCUGCAAGGUAUGGCGGUGGAUGUGGAGGGAACACAGAACCCCUUCAGAGUCUCCUUCUCUCUGUUGCAGGAGAUGACUGAGUCAGCUGAUGAUGCUGUGACCGUCCUCAUUCAGAUCCAUUCAAAGCCCUUGUUUGCCAGGCAGGACGAGCCACAGAGGCCAGUCUGGAGCGGCUGGCUGACCUGCAUCAACGGAAACCUGGAGUACCUGCGCUCCCUCCCUAAGGACUUCGUCUGCCUGCCGCUCUUCUGCAGCAGCGAGGCCGGGGGUCUCACCUCUUUGGUCAAAUCCUGGUUCCAACAAUCCUUCGACUGCUGCUUUGGCCCUCUGGAAAUCAGCCACACGAGCCUCCAGUGGCUGAUGGCUUUAUGGACUAACUGCCAACAAGAGUCCAGCAUCCGGCAGCUCAAAAUGAUCUGGACUCUUCCAGUAGAGCCUCAGCUGCAGGUCACAUACACGGUGGACGCUGAAGACGCCUGGCAGCUGUGGAGCAGUGUGAGGAAGGAGAAUACAGCGGGGGAGGGGGGGGAGAACAGUAUUGACAUUGAGGAGGUGAUGAGCUUCAUGCAGGGGCUGAAGGGACACUUCUUCAGGCACUUCAGACUGGAUCUGUCUGCAGGCAGGCUGAACGAGGUCUCCACAGCUCUGGGAUCAGCCAAGAGCAGCGGAAGGAUCAAGUUCUCCAACAGCAAGUACAUGAUCACCACGCUGAUGCUUCUGACAGAGUGCGCUCUCCUCAAAAUGCCCAUCUGAGUGACACGGUAAAGACGCAAUAGCAGCAUGUCACAGAACACAUUCUUCCUCCCAAAAAACUGCUUGAAUCACCUUUUUUAAAUACAGAGAUCAGCCAACCAUCUUUUUUCGUAGUAAAACAACUAUUUUCCAAAUAGAAAAUUCUUCAAUUGAGGAAAUCUCGUUUUCAUAAUUAUGAUUUGAGUAUUGAGAUAACGUGUUCCUUGUUUACCAUGUUGUCUAUUCUGCUGCAAACAUGUAGGUUCUUCUCCUUUUUGUAAAUGCCAAACCGUAUAUAUUUGUGUCCCAUUGUUUGUAUAAAUGUGUCAUUUUCUAAGUGUAAAUAAAAGUUAAAAAGCA
This is a messenger RNA of Notothenia coriiceps (black rockcod), 1502 nucleotides long. RefSeq names its product centromere protein L (gene cenpl). The record is from RefSeq and is a predicted model, not a curated record. The transcript is spliced from 5 exons. NCBI's taxonomy places the organism in Eukaryota, Metazoa, Chordata, Actinopteri, Perciformes, Nototheniidae. Bases 75 to 1163 code for a protein of 362 amino acids.